UCUUCUGCGUGUGAGUCAAAGAGAGUGUAAAAAUCUUCCGAACGUCAAAUUCUCCCGGGACAAAUUAUUUUGCAUGGAAAAACAGACUUCGUGACUCAAGUUGAGGAGUCUGAAGCAGGCAUCGCCAUAGAAGGAAGUACCUCUAACUGAAGCAAAGCCGAGAUAACAUAACCGAGAAGAUGCCGAUCAGACUUACAGACGAGGAACACAGCGAUUUAAGCCUUGAUGAUUUCGCCACGACAAGUAGCACCGGAACUGACGUAAUGAGGUUAGACGGGACCGAAAGUGAACUUGGAGAGGAGGAUAUAUCUGAAUUCGAUGAAAUGAGCGACGAUUGUGACUCAGAACAAAAGGGAUCAGACGAUGGCAUGUCGUCAAACAAAGACCAAAAAUCAGGGAAAGAAAAAGGUGAACAAGAAGCAAAGGUGCCCAAGAAACGCGGACCGAAAAAGAAACAAAUGACUAAAGCACGCGUAGUGAAACUUCGAAUUCGUCGCGUGAAGGCGAAUACACGUGAGAGAAAUCGUAUGCAUGGUCUAAAUGACGCACUGGACGAGCUACGUGAACAUGUGCCUUGCUACUCCAAAACACAGAAACUUUCGAAGAUAGAAACGUUACGACUUGCCCGCAACUACAUAUAUGCCUUGGCCGAAAUUUUGAAAUCGGGAAUGAAACCUGAUAGCGUGUCAUUUGCUAAAGCUCUGUCUAAAGGUUUGUCUCAGAAUACAAUGAACUUGGUGGCCGGAGGUCUUCACCUUAAUCCGCGCACGCUUCUACCCGAAUCUUCCUUCUCCAAACCUUACCAGUUCUACUUCAACAAUUCCUACGAUCUCUGCUCGACAGGUAGUUCCACCGUGCCUUACUCUACCCCCUACCCAAUGCAGCAAAUGGCAAACAGUUAUAGCCAGCCUGUCAACAGCACGCCGAUGCCAGUUCAUUCUGUCCCGAUAUCCCGUCAACCCAUCACUUCCUGUCCAAACAAUAUGUCGCCAAUCCACGCUUCCGCUCAGCCUCUUUCCUAUAUGACACCACGGAACAAUAGCCCGUUACAAGCACAGACAGCUAACUCGUCUCUGCAGAUAGAAGCUAUGACAUCUUCUAAUUUUCUUCGAUGUGACAAUUCAGUGGAUUACCAGUGUAACGGUAUGGCACCAGGUAUGUACGCUAAUUCUAAUGCGAUGGUCGGACCUGUGCCCAGUGUUCCGGAUUGUAGCUCCUAUACGUUGCUUGAUGACCUCGUGGAAUUUCAGACAGACGCGCACGUAGAUACAGAUCUCGCAAUGAUGAACACAACGGCAAAUUUGUUUGACGUGACAGGGUGAUGUGACGUCAUUUUGCAGGAUACGUACGUUAUUGGUUAAUAUAGUGUCAGCAUUUUAUGUGUACGUUUUAUAUGACGUCAUCAUUCAUAAAUUUUGACAUGGUGACGUGACACCAAAGUGGCUUACAAAUUAAAUAUGUAUAGGAUUCGGAUGUCUAUUUCUUUUAAUAACAGACAUGUCGAAAUUAAAGGAUAACAUUCGACUACCUUGGUCAUAAAAUAAAUAAUCAUGAAGAUCAGAUAUCAUGAUUUGUGCAUGAACGUUACCUUAUUUAUCGGAUAUACUGAAUGGGUUCGUCUUGUGAGCUGGCAGUGUUCAGGUGUAAUUACACGAUAAGGAAAUGUUGAUUAGACAAAAACUUGGCUCACAUGCAUUCCCACGUUCUGGUCACCUUCACAACCUCGCUAAUGGAUGCGUGUGUUAUAAAAUAUUGAUGGGGUAACGUGAAUCACCAGGUCCACUGUUGGCUGCCAGUCCACGAGGCGAGUGUUUCGCACGUGCCUUUUGUCACGUGAUAUUUCUAGUCAGUCUCACAAACAAUUUACAUGUCAUAAACAAUUACUUCCUCUUAAUAUUCUUAAUUAGUUCGAUUGUUUUCAGAAUUAAUUAUAAACUGAUGAAAUAAUAUUUAAUUACAAAUAGAAGUGCUUUAUAAAAUAUGUAUCCAUAUGCAAAUGUUUGUAUCUAUAAUUGAUUUCAUCAUAUUGAAUAUCAAAACAUUUUUAUGAAUAGUUUAUAUUUUACAAUUUGAGCAUUUCAUAUCAAAAUCCAUCCAUAUAAAAUGUUCUGAAUCACUGCUUUUUAUACAUUAACAAUGUGCCUAUUACAAUAUUUUGAUACAAACCCAAUGUACUUAUGAUUGAUUAAUGGAUAUCUACAUAUAUUUACUUAGAACGUAGACUACCGUAGAAACAUGUUAGUGUGUUUAAUAUAUAUUACAUCAUUGAUCAGCUAAAUGCUACUGUAUUGUGGACAGCCAAUCCUGUUGACUUCUUAUAUAUAAGCUUUAUACUCGACACAAUUAAAACCUGGUUGGUCCAGUUAUGCGUUCGGUUUGGCAUAAAUGAUUUCCUAAAGUCAUAUUCUAAAUAUGAUACUUACAUAUAUUACAUAACCUUUUGGUAAAUAUGAUAUAUAUAUAUAUAUUACAUAAUUUUUCGCACCAUUGAUGGCCUAUGGACAUUAUUUCCUCUCUCUAGAUCACGUUUUAUUUGUCCUGUCGAUAUAAUUCUGAUUUAAUUUAGACGAGUUAGUAGUUAUUUGAAAUACAUGUAGUUGACACUUUAAUGUGAUGCAUGUAAAUGCAUAUUUCACUAUCAAGGACGAUAAAAUCGGGAAAGUAUUGGUUUUUCAACUUGUGAUGCUAUGCCUUAUUGAAUGAUCAGACUAAUACACGGGAUAGUACAAUGGUCCGUUUUAUGAAUGGGAGUAAAUUUAUACUUGUGUUUGCAAAAUGUCAUGACAUUUAAUGAAAAUCAACAUUAUUAACCUUUUGUGCUAUUAAGAAAAGUCAUUGGCGGCAUAUUGAUAAGGGAGAUAAUUCACACUGAUAUCAAUUUACUUUGUAAUACUAAACAUCACCUAUGAUUUCUAUGUUAGAUUAUGUUUCAAGUCACAACAGGUCACGGUGAAUAUGCAAUAUUUCCACACUCGCGUAGAGUAUUAUGUUUCAUGCAAUUUACACUUUAUACAAUAAAUGUUCAGCUAUUUACCCUUGUAAUGAGCAGAAAAUUCUGCUUUAUUGUUUACUCGGUGUCAUUCCUCAACAUGGACAUUCGCAAUAUAACAGGAAGGUUAGAAGGUGGGGUCACGUGAUAGGGUGCACGGAUGUUAAACUGGCAACACCCAUACGGAACACAAAUAAAGAAGGCUAUUCGGUACAAGAAUUUCAAUCGUCUAUAAAACUACCCGUCGAUGAGCUUCGACUCAACUUUACAUAAGUUAGGACAUAAAAAACGCUCUGACGAGUCCUAGAAGGACACGACAGUUGUAUGAUGUCCCUAACACUAAUGACAAGUUCUAAAAGAACGAGACAGGGUUAUGAUGUCCCCAACAUCACUGACGAGUCGUAUAAGGACGAAACGGGCCUAUGAUGCCCCUAACAUCAAUGACGAGUCAUAGAAGGACGAAACGGCACCUAUGAUGUCCCUAACAUCACUGACGAGUCCUAGAAGGACAACAUAUGUUAUG
This is a messenger RNA of Pecten maximus, 3512 nucleotides long. RefSeq names its product neurogenic differentiation factor 1-like. NCBI's taxonomy places the organism in Eukaryota, Metazoa, Mollusca, Bivalvia, Pectinida, Pectinidae. Bases 180 to 1322 code for a protein of 380 amino acids. The record is from RefSeq and is a predicted model, not a curated record. Gene Ontology annotation, molecular function: protein dimerization activity. The transcript has 2 exons.